AUUUUCGGGUUUUUACGAUGAAAUUAGAGAACGUGAAGGAACAGACCCGGGUGACCUCCCUUGGGACGAGACACUGAAGGUAUUAUGGAAAAAUCCCACAGAAGACAGUCAAUAAAUGCAUACCCGGUAGAUAAAUCAAGAUAUAAGUCAACACUCAAGCCACGGUACGGUACCUAUACUGUACAAGGUGCUAAUUACCAAAAUUAGGUGCAGCACUACUGACUUUAAGAAGACAUGGAGUUGUUGAAAGAAGCAAAAAGUGUUGUUGACUUUGCAACUUAUUAUCCUCUUCUGAAUAAAGCAACAGUAGACAAUGACACUCCACUACCUGGGUACCUCUUUGAAGAGAUCAUCAAACUGAGUCACCAUUCUCCUGGACACCGACAACUUCUUGUUGACUUUCUCCUGACUCGCCUCCAAAGUGUAUCUUGGCCCGGUAAGCAAAAGAUAGUGCGCAUUCUCCAACAUGUGUGUUCUAGAGGGCAUCGUGGUGUUCGGGUUUACUUACGGGGUAAGGAUGGGGAACUUCGCAGAGUAACAGCAUCAGGUGGUCCACCAGACCCUGUGUUGGCCAACACCCCACAACUCUUCCUAAGUUCAGCUAUACAGGAGCUGCUGACACUACUAUUUGACCCUAGAACCAUGAAGGAAGAUGAAAUAUGGAUGGCAGGUAAAGAGAAUGGUGAAGAAACUACCAAAAGCAGUCAGCAGUCAUCCUUUUCUCAAGGGUAUGGGUCACAGGCUUCAAAAGGAAAAUAUGAAGGGUUUGGCAGCUCACCAAUUAAUCAAGGUGACAAUCUGGUAAAUCAGGUACGUGGAAUUGUGGAGCGCGUUAUGUCUCCCUCUGGAGACACCAAGAAAUUGGGUUUGGACUUCCUCCAAGGUGAAAAAGGAGACUACCAACCACUCUCUCUACCAUCUAUUGGCUCAUCAGUACCCUGUUUACCACAGUCAAGCUCACAUCUUCACAUACCAGUUUUGUCCACAUCUCAUCCAACCAAGUAUAAAGCACACAGAGCAGGUCGGGCUGGAGGUGGCUGGGAAAGUGAUGAAGAUGCACAAGAAGCUUCUACUUCACCUCUAAAUUCCGAGAUCGACCUUCCCAUUGGAUUAGCUGACCACCACCCAAGUGAAGAACAAGUAGCUGGAGUAAUUGAGGAAGAAUUUCUCAACUGUGUUGUUGAUCCAAAAAUAACAUGGCCAUUGGACCAUGAUAGACUUGUGGAACUUUGCCAGAAAUGUACAGUUUUUGAUAUUACAUUGUUAUUAGGAAAAAUUGAUGAAAAGGUUGCAGUUUUGAUUAAUAGUUUACAUUAUCUCGAAGUUUCCCAGGCUGCUGUUUCUCAAGAUGGACCAGAUGGGUCUCAGGUGACUAUUGACAGUGAAGACAAGCUUGAACUUAAUUUUUCAUCUACAAAAAUCCUCACUGAUAAUGUUACAUUACCGACAAGUAAUUUGAGUUUUGCAACAACAAGGUUGCUUAUUCUUCUUCUGCUUGUGGAAUUUGGUAUUCAUUAUGAUAUAUUACCCCCAAAUUUGGUUAAUAAUCUCUUUGGGAAAACUUUGCAAAACCUCCAUGAAAAUUGUAGUUUACAGUCAAUAGUUCGUACAAAGGCAAAGAAGCUGUCACUCAUUACCUGUAAAUUUAUAUAAAUUAUGUGAAAUAACUUUUUUUGUGGCCUACAAUCCUUUGUUGAGUGACCUGUGAGAUACCAACACAUUAAACAUCCAUGACAGAACCUGCUAGAUGUUAUAGGUUAUGAUGGUUCUGUGACACGAAUAACACAGUUGCUGCAAAGGACCCCUUUACCCAGUCAUGCCAAAAACCUCAUCACCCCUUAUUAUGCUGCAACACCUCUUUACCCAGUUGUGCCAAGAACCUCAUAACCCCUUAUGAUGCAGCAUCUCCUCUUUACUCAGUCAUACCAAGAGCCUCUUAACCCCUUAUGAUGAGGCACUAUAUCGAAUUAGUGAGGGUUCAUAUUUCUUAAGCACUCGUGCCUUCUAACAGAGCUGUCUCACUUCUGUCUUCAUCAUUCUCUUUCUAAUAUUUUUUCCACUCUUUCAGCCCUCACCAUUGUGCCCAUUUCUCCUAUGAAUUCCACUUCAUCACUUAAAUUAUCCAUGAAUGUUAGAACUCCCUCUGGUGUAUAAUAUUUAAUUUUCCUUGCUACCUUAUGUGGCAGUGCAGGAGCAAUUCAGGGGUGGGGGAGGGUCGUAAAUUUGAAGAAUGUGGAUCUUUCAUGGUGACAAAGCCAGUACAGUACACCUGUAUUGAGGCUCUGUGGGAGCAACCAGGAUAUAUGCAGGGAAUGGCCAUUAUCUCUGGACAGUUCUAACUAUGACAAAAUAUGAGAUUCCACAAUUGGGGGAUAUUUUUCCGAAUUUGAGGGAUGAUGUAAUGGGCAAUUUCUGGAACUUCCGAGAAAACUUUUUCCGUUACCUGCAUUUGUCAGUCAGAGGGGGGAAGGUCCACAUCAUGUUUUUUGUUCUCUUUCAAAUUGCCAUAGAACCCUGUAAUAUGUAAAAUUAAUAUAUCAAAUGUGGCACUUGAUUAUAUUAAAAAUACAGUAAGAUUGUCAAUGAAAUGUGACAUUGAUGAUAUGAAGAAAUGAGAGGAAAAAAUUGACUUGAGAACCUCACUCCUGCCCCCCUGCUGUCUGGAACCAUCACCAACCCUUUCUCCUAUUAGGAACCCUAUCUGCUAUGACUUGAAAAUAAGAAUCUCUUUAUGCAGUGUAUAUAUAUAUAUAUAUAUAUAUAUAUAUAUAUAUAUAUAUAUAUAUAUAUAUAUAUAUAUAUAUAUAUAUAUAUAUAUAUAUAUAUAUAUAUAUAUAUAUAUAUAUAUAUAUAUAUAUAACGGGAUAACAGUUCAAAACUGGAGAUGUAUUUCCUUGAUCUGCAGACCUCAGAGAAUCUGAUGAGCAUGUUAAAAUUAUUAUCAGUUUUGUAUUUUAGAUUCUCAUUAAUCUUGUUAGCAUAACCUGUGGACUGUAGAAAACUAUGAAAUUCAAAUUCAAAUCAUUUACAUUAUUGACAAAUGCAUCAAAAGGUGCUGGUUAGCAUGCUAAUUAGCCCGCCCAAAACUAAUCUUAACAAGAGCUCUUUAAUAUUGUACGUAAUCAUAAAUCAGAUAUGUAUACAACAAAUAAAUAUGCAUAAAAUC
Molecule: messenger RNA, 3166 nt
Organism: Homarus americanus (American lobster)
Lineage: Eukaryota; Metazoa; Arthropoda; Malacostraca; Decapoda; Nephropidae
Product: AP-4 complex accessory subunit Tepsin-like
Exons: 9
Coding region: 235-1653 (472 amino acids)
Cellular component (GO): trans-Golgi network membrane
Source: RefSeq, a predicted model, not a curated record